AUGUCGACCCAUCCGGAAAGCACAGCCCACACGGGGGAGACGAAGUUCGAGAUCCCAAAGACCUGCAAAGCCGGCGUUGUCGUCAAUGAAGGACCGAAUUUCCACGUCGAGAUCCAGGACGUGCCAGUUCCCGAGCCAGGCCCCGACGAAGUCCUCCUCCGCCUCAACGCAACCGGCCUCUGCAUGUCCGACAUCCACUUCAUGGCCAACGACUGGGCCGUGCCCCCCAUGUCAACCUUCAACACGCGGUGCGCGGGCCACGAAGGCGCCGGCGUCGUCGUCGCCGUCGGCUCGAACGUCAAGAACUGGAAAGUCGGCGACCGCGGCGGCGUCAAGCCGCUGUGGGACGUGUGCGGCAGCUGCGAGCAGUGCUGGACGGGCAAGGAAAACUACUGCCAGCGCGGCGUCUACACCGGCCUCGUCGCCAACGGCACCUACCAGCAGUACAUCACCAGCCCCGCGAAGUACACGAGUCCGAUCCCGGAUGGCGUGGCUGAUGAGGUCGCGGCGCCGGUCAUGUGCUCCGCGUCGACGAUGCAUCGGGCGUUGGUCGAUUCGGCGCUGCGGCCGCGCGAUUGGGUUGUUUUUCCGGGGGGUGGUGGGGGUGUGGGCAUUCAGGGCGUGCAGUUGGCGAAGGCGAUGGGGUUUAGGCCCGUGGUCGUGGAUACGGGGGCGGCGAAGAGGGAGCUGUCGGUGAAGAUGGGGGCGGAGCAGUUUAUCGAUUUUAAGGAGGUGGAGAGCGUGGCGGAGGAGAUCAAGAAGGUGUGCGAUGGCCUCGGCGCGCACGGCGUCAUCGUUACGGCGCCGCAGGCGUACAAGGAUGCCAUCAGCUAUAUUGGCGAUAGGAUCAGCGGGAAGAUUGUUUGUGUGGGUUUGCCUCCGGCCGGCGCGACAACCAUUGGUGCGGACCCGAACACCAUCGUCUUCAAGAACUUGACCAUCAUCGGCAGCUUGGUUGGAACUAUGUCGGAUACGGCGGCGGCUCUGGAGUAUGCAAAGCGCGGAUUGCUGAAGCCGAUUUGCGAAGUACGUGGGUUGAGCAAGAUGCCUGAAUCGGUGCAGCAGCUGCGGAGGGGAGAGGUUGCUGGCCGUGUGGUGAUUGAUUUCAACCAGCCGUGA
Lasiodiplodia theobromae is the source of this 1119-nucleotide messenger RNA. Its product is annotated as alcohol dehydrogenase. Gene Ontology annotation, molecular function: oxidoreductase activity; zinc ion binding. The record is from RefSeq and is a predicted model, not a curated record. NCBI's taxonomy places the organism in Eukaryota, Fungi, Ascomycota, Dothideomycetes, Botryosphaeriales, Botryosphaeriaceae. The transcript has 3 exons. The coding region runs from base 1 to 1119 and encodes 372 amino acids.